Molecule: messenger RNA, 1467 nt
Organism: Pichia kudriavzevii
Lineage: Eukaryota; Fungi; Ascomycota; Pichiomycetes; Pichiales; Pichiaceae
Exons: 1
Coding region: 1-1467 (488 amino acids)
Biological process (GO): iron-sulfur cluster assembly
Cellular component (GO): cytosolic [4Fe-4S] assembly targeting complex
Molecular function (GO): 4 iron, 4 sulfur cluster binding
Source: RefSeq, a predicted model, not a curated record
AUGACAUCGCUAUUAUCAGCAGAUGACUUGAAUGAUUUUAUAAAACCCAGUGUCGCAUGUAUCAAGCCGGUGGAAGAAAAACAGCGGGAUCAUGUUGAACUUGAAAUCGAAGAGGUGGAGAUAGAGGCAAAUGGAGAAGUUAAAAAAUCAGGACGCAAACUAGAAAGAGCUCAGAUAUCGUUGACAGACUGUCUUGCAUGUUCGGGAUGUAUUACAUCUAGUGAGGAAGUCUUAGUUGCACAACACAGUUAUAAGGAGUUUAUCAAUUUCUGGAAUGAGAAUAAGGACUUUGAAUAUGUUCUAAGUCUCAGUCAGCAAGUGCGUGCCAGUCUAUCAAAUGCAUUUGAUAUUGACGUUAAGAAAAUGGAUAUUGUACUCUACAAGUUAUUCAGCGAGUAUUUCAACUUUCAGUAUAUGGUCAGUGUUAAUCUUGGGAGAAGAAUUGCUUAUGAUGCAAUGUUCAAGGAAAUUGAGAAUAGAGAUGUCUCUGAUAAAUGUGUCAUGACAAGCAUAUGCCCUGGAUGGGUGUUAUACGUUGAAAAAACUCAUAAAGAGAUACUAAACAAACUAAGCAAUGUGAAGUCACCACAGUAUAUUACAGGUAAACUUAUAAAGGAGGUCUUGAAGAAAGACGAAACUAAGGUUUACAAUUUGGCUAUUAUGCCAUGUUUUGAUAAGAAACUAGAAGCUAGUAGGGACGAUGUUGUUGACUGUGUGAUUACUCCGCGUGAGUUGAUCAGCAUGAUUGAAGAAGAUGAAAGAAUUGAUAUUGACAAGAUCAUCGAGGAAGUAUUGAAUGAGAAAGUAGAUUAUGGUGAUUUUAUCAGGAAAAUAUCACCAUCUGGAUGGUUUGAGGAGGGAGAUUGUGGCUGGGGAGAUGAUUUGGGAGAUGCAAGCGGCGGUUAUGCCACAAACUAUCUUAUGAAAUGUCAGGAUAAAUUUGGAGGUGAGAUCGUUGAGAUAAAGGGUAGAAACGAGGAUAUCGUUGAGCUGCAGUUAGUUGUCGAUGGUGAGGUGAGGAGAAGGGCUGGGAUAAUCAAUGGGUUUAAGAAUAUACAGAACCUGGUACGUAAACUGAAAGGAGAUAAGAGUAAAGCUACACGGAGAACGCUAGUGAGUAGAAGAAGAGGCAGGGGAGGUGUUACUCGGGACGAGGAGGUCCCCAAGCGGGAGAUUGACCUCACAGAGUGCAACGUUGUGCAGGUGAUGGCGUGUCCUGGAGGAUGUGCCAAUGGUGGGGGCCAAAUUGCCGUUGGCGAAGAAGGAUCGAGUGAGGAAUGGUUAGGUCAGGUUCUCAUUCGGUACAGAGAGCUUCCUAGCGAGACCAUCUCGAAUGAGAAACUACUUGCAUGGUCUCAUAGGCACGGAUUGGAUACACAUGUCGUCUCACCAACUAGAGUAGUAUCACAACAAGACAAUAAUCUAGACGAAAUGGCCGAUCCUACACAGCUCUUUUCAUCGUGGUAA